Epithele typhae is the source of this 2343-nucleotide messenger RNA. RefSeq lists its product as uncharacterized. Gene Ontology annotation, cellular component: actin cortical patch. The transcript has 4 exons. Gene Ontology annotation, molecular function: phosphatidate phosphatase activity. Bases 1 to 2343 code for a protein of 780 amino acids. NCBI's taxonomy places the organism in Eukaryota, Fungi, Basidiomycota, Agaricomycetes, Polyporales, Epitheliaceae. The record is from RefSeq and is a predicted model, not a curated record.
AUGGCCCCUUCUUGGCGGUCCAUUGCCUCCGCCGCGUCCCGCUCCAUCAAAGGAUACAUUGCGCAACAACGCGACGUCAAGAGAGGCUACUCGCCGUCCAGAGGGCCUCCGCAAGCGUCACCUGGAGGCAGCGACCAAUCGAGGAGACAAACAUGGGGGCAGUGGGCCGGGCAGAAGUUGCGGCGCGGCAGUUAUGGCGAGUACGACGUAACCUCGGAUCGUCUUGCAUUGUUCCCUGGGUGGGCAGCUAGGAGAUAUCGCGAGAUACCCAUCGAGGGCGGUGAAGAACUGCCGUUCGACGUUGAUGUCUUCGUCUCCGGUUUUGCCUCAAAGUUGACAGGCGUCAGCUUCAACACACGCGCGGGGAAAACGUUCUUACGUUUAGCCAAAAGCUUCGCCGCGCUCCCGAAACUUCCUGUGCCUGGCCCAGAGACGAACAGAUCCACGGACGACCUUCCAGCAGGCAUGUCGCUACCCCCACUUCCUGACGAGAUCACCGAGGAAUCCGAGAUGAAGGCCCUCGACGACAGGUUACGACGACUGGAGCUCGAAUUACAGGUCGCGGACGAAGACGACGCGUAUGCUUCGGUCUCGCCGCGCUCCCACGGCUUUCGAACCCCGUCAGGCUCGUCAGUACGGUCCGGCUUCUCCAACGGCUUCUCGGAACCCUCCAUCACCACGAGCUCGGCCUCAGUCGCUCCUGCAGUCGCAGAGUUGCAACGAUGGCACGCGAAUCUGGAAACCCGCCUACACCCAUUCUGGUCUUCCGUACUACCGAACCGAACUCUCAGAGUUUCACUACAUGCGUCGGACCCGUCGCUUUACGACACCGACAGCUCGAGUUCAACGGACAGUACCCAUUCCCUGGAAAAGCGGCCUCUCCUCACGCGCGAAGUAACCACUGGGAUCGACGGGUCGUUUCAGCUCAAGUUCUCAGUCCCAUGGGAGAAGUUGUGUAUACAUCCUGCGGGAGUACACAUAGCGUUCGGUGGGGCCGGGAUGGAACAUGAGUUGUAUGUUGUGGCGGAACUGCUAGCGCCGCCUUCUCCUUUGCCUUCGGCCUCACCAAGUCCAAAUCGAGACCUCCCACUACAACCUCAACUUCGUUUCCUCCCACCAUCUGUCACGGUGACGGCAGCCCUGUCAAUACCUCUCACAUGCUCCUCCAUCCGGGUUAUAUCCGACAUCGACGAUACUGUCAAGAUGUCUGGCAUUCUCAGCGGCGCACGCUCGAUCUUCCGCAACGUGUUCGUCCAUGACCUCAAGGAGAAUGUCAUACGGGGCAUGGGUGAUUGGUACAUGGGCAUGUGGAAGCGUGGGGUACGCUUCCACUACGUCUCAAACAGUCCUUUCGAGCUCCUUCCUGUGGUAAAUGAGUUCCUGCGGAUCGCACAGCUGCCUCCAGGAUCGAUUCGACUUCGCUCCUAUGGCGGACGCUCGCUCUUCAACGGCUUCCUCUCAGCACCCGCGAUACGCAAGCGGGCAGCAGUCCUUGACGUCCUAAAUCAUUUUCCCGACGCCACGUUCUUCCUCGUCGGCGACUCGGGCGAGCAAGACCUGGAGCUCUACGUCGAAUUGGCGCGCGAGCGAAGGGAGCAGAUCCUCGCGAUCUUCAUCCGCGACGCUGGUGCGCGGGGCGCAGACGCCGACAGCGUCCCGCCACUUGACGACCCGACCGGCGACCGGGCGUAUGAGCUUAGGCUGUUCGAGUCGCCCGCUGCGUCGCCUGCCACCUCAGCCUCGCCGCGGACCCCGACCUCUUCGUCGUCCUCCGGGCGCAGCGCGGCCUUCCCACCCUCGCGGCACCCGGUGCGGUCGAUGUCGGAAAUGGGCGCGGGGUCUCCGCCUCCGCCCGCGUUGCCCCGCAAGCCGGCCCGCGCGUUCUCGGGCUCGGAGAUGGACACGCCCACGGCACCCACCAGGGCAGACGACUACUUCGGCUCGAGCGCGGCCACACCUACGCUGCCCGCGCCCGGACCCGCGCUCGUCACUGAGGAGCCUCAGGGGAGCCCGGCGAUGUCGACGACGUCGGCACGGUCGGCCCUCGGGCGGGCGUGGCCCCCGCGCGGGUUUCGCGGUGGACGCGGCUCGCCUGCGAGUUCGCGCCCUCAGACGCCGAGCGGGGAGUGGGCACCGCAGCGCGGGGCGUCCUACGGGCAGGUUGGCACGGAGGUCGAGCGGCGGCGGUUGGACCUGCAGAUGCGGCUGUGGAAAGCGCGGUACGAGGUCCCGCCUCACAUACCGAUUCGGCUGUUCCGGGAACCGGAGGAGUGUGUGGAGGCGGAGGAGAUCCUGCAGAGGGUGCAGGAAAGGGAGAAGGGUGUGGCGGGCAAGUCGGCUUGA